Messenger RNA from Bursaphelenchus okinawaensis, 1575 nucleotides. NCBI's taxonomy places the organism in Eukaryota, Metazoa, Nematoda, Chromadorea, Rhabditida, Aphelenchoididae. The record is from the annotation of a GenBank genome assembly.
AUGGGUGGUGGAGCAGGUGGUACUGCUAUGGCACUAUUGGUCUUCGCACUACUAACCCCUUAUUGGUACAACCUGGAAGGUGUGAAUGUCUCAAUUCGAAAGGGGUUCGUUUGUUUGGAGGAAGAUAGUGUAAUUUGCAAAACGGCGCAAAAACGACUGGUAUGUUCGAAAUUUUUCGUUAUAUUUUUGGUUUGUAAAAAAAAUUUUUGCCAUUUUUUUGAGUUGUAAAGAAAGUUCUUUACAUUUUCUCUCACAAAACUAAAUUUUGUGUUAUUAUUACUUCUGAAAGCCACGAUAUGACUUUUUAAAAAAAUAGAAGUUGAGUGGAAGAUUUUCAGUGCAAAAUACACUAAAAAUCUUCCACCAUACUUCCAUUUUGAAAAAGUCUUAAAAUGACAUAAAUACAUCAUUUUUGACGUUUUGACAAGUGAAGUGAAGGUUGGGUGGAAGAUUUGUAAUGUGUUUUGCACUGAAAAUCUUCCACCAAACUUCCACUUUUAAAAAAUGUUAAAAACGUGUUUUUAGACCAUUUUAAGACAUUUUGAAAGUGGAAGUUGAGUGGAAAAUUUUCAGUGCAAAUUACAUUACAAAUCUUCCAUUCAAUUUCCACUUUAUAGAAAGUGUAGUAUUGUCUUUUGCAAAUGGUUUUUUUUGACAUUUUUUGGUUUGUAAAGAAAUUUUUUUCUAUUUUUUGUUUUGUAUAGAAAAUUUUUUUUAUUUUAAGUCAUAUUUCGAUGUGUUACACAUGAAAAUGUCAUCAAAUGUCAUCAUUUUCAGGCCAAGAAGUUCGACAAUGCUGAGCAAAAAGGCGAUGGCAGUUUUAGCACGAGCGGCAUCAAAACCUCAUUCUACAUCUUCUGUGCUGGUGCAGGAAUGGCUGUACUGAGUGUGGUUGUGGCCUUAAUCGGUUUGUUUGUCCAAAGUGGCCUACUACUGAUCGUUGGUGCCUUCCUCAACUUCCUUGCCGCUGGAGGUGUUGGCACAUCUUUUGGGUGGUUUUUGAAUACUUUUAUUGAUCCUCAGAAGUUGACUGACAAGCUUAUUACAAGUAAGAAUUCUUUUUGAGUUUUUUUUGCUUGUUUUUAAGCUUUAAAAUGCGGUUUUUUUGUUAAAUUCGGGCAUGUUCGAUCGUAUAACAUGACUCCGCAGCCUGCAGAAUAAGUUUUGUUAGAAAAAAUGGGUGUUUUAGAAUAGUGGUGUGAUGUAUGGGUCUCUAUUAACUUUCUUGCAAAAUUUUAAAAAAUUUGGAAAUAAGGUACAUGUAUUAUCGUAUAACAUGUCUCCGCAGCCUGCAGAAGGGCUUUUUUUAAAAAAGCACGGGCGUUUUGGCCAAAAGUAGGUUUAUAUAAUAAUAAUAUAACUAAAAUUAAAUUUUUUUUUAUUGAAAGUUUUAUGUUAACUUUUUUUUUUUUAAUUUCAGAUGCCAGCCAUGUGAAAGAGCAAAUGGACUCUGGAAACUUCUUUGGAACUAGCUUCUUUGCCACCGCUGGAGCUGCUGGACUGCUAAUUGUAGCCGCUAUUUUCAAUAUUAUUGCUAAUUUGGCCACACCAUCAGCCGAGCCACGCCGUAGAUAA